AUGGCAAUAGUGACAUCGGCACGUGCAUCGGUUCUUGUUAAUGGCUCCCCGACUCAAGAGUUUUCAUGUUCGAGGGGUUUGCGACAAGGUGAUCCGUUAUGUUCUUUCCUAUUCGUGCUUGCCAUGGAAGCGUUAACUGGUGUAAUGAAGAAAGCUCGCACUGAAAGAAAUUUUCAAGGUUCGUCUAUUUCUUCUAAUGGACCUCCUUUAUCACACUUCCUCUAUGCUGAUGACGUGAUUUUUGCGGGCGAGUGGUGGUAUCAAAAUGUGGUGAACCUAAAACGCCUUCUUAGAUGCUUCUAUCUCACUACGGGGCUUCCGGUAAAUCUAAAAGAAAGUAGCCUUUAUGGGGUUGGUGUGGAGGAUACACAUGUACAAAUUAUGGCGAAUGUGAUAGGAUGCAUGAGAGGGGAAUUUCCGGUUAAAUAUUUGGGAUUACAAGUAGGGGCAAACAUGAACCUAAUUAAAAAAUGGGAUUCGGUUGUGGAGGUCUUCAAAAAAGGGCUAUUAUUUUGGAGGGCAAAUACGUUAUCCUUUGGUGGCCACUUUGGUCUGGUCCGUUUUAAACGCGCUCCCGACAUAUUAUUUCUCAUUAUACAAAGCUCCAGUUUGGGUUAUUAA
Helianthus annuus (common sunflower) is the source of this 621-nucleotide messenger RNA. RefSeq lists its product as uncharacterized. Bases 1 to 621 code for a protein of 206 amino acids. The record is from RefSeq and is a predicted model, not a curated record. Lineage: Eukaryota; Viridiplantae; Streptophyta; Magnoliopsida; Asterales; Asteraceae. The transcript has a single exon.